AUGGCAUAUUCUCAAAUAUCCAUUGUGACGGCGGUUGUCGCCUUCGUCGUCUUGUUGGUGCGCAUCUUGCGCAUUGGUAGACGUCCAGCGGGAUAUCCUCCAGGACCUCCCACCGUGCCGCUUCUCGGUAACAUCCAUCUGAUGCCAACUCGCGAUGCGCAUCUCCAAUUCCAGAAAUGGGCCAGGGAAUACGGCCCCGUCUACAGCUUGAUGCUCGGAACCAAGGUGUUGAUCGUCCUUUCAAGUGAUGUUGCCGUCAAGGACCUUCUGGACAAGAAGAGUUCCACCUACAGUGACCGCCAGGACAUGUAUAUCGGACAGACUCUAUGCAGCGGUGGCCUCAGAUUGUUGAUGAUGCGCUAUGGUCCUGACUGGCGAAGAUUCCGAAAGCUCAUUCACGGCAUCCUCAACAUCUCGGCCGCGAAGACAUAUGUUCCAUACCAGAUGCUUGAGAACAAGCAGAUGUUGUAUGACAUCCUCACCGCUCCUGAUGACUUCCUCUACCACAUCCGUCGCUACUCCAACUCUCUUACCACCAUGAUGACUUUCGGCUGGAGGACUCACUCAGAAGAGGACCCCAACUUCAAACAACUCUUUAACGGCUUUAACGAAUUUGCCGUGCUCAACCAAACUGGAACCGCAGCGCUGAUCGAUUACUUCCCUAUCCUCCGGCGCCUCCCCGAAUUCAUCCUUCCUGCCCAGGCCAAAGCACGCGCAUUACAUCAGAAAGAGAAGAAGUUGUACCUCAAACACUGGAUGAAUGCUAAGAAGGCUAUGACCGAGGGCAAGGGUACCCCAUGCUUCUGCGCGGACCUGCUUCGAUCUCAAGAAAAGGAAGGAUUUAGUGACGACCAGGCCAGCUAUAUCUCCGGCACUCUUCUCGAGGCUGGAAGUGACACUACUAGCAGUACCUUGUACGGAUUUGUUCAGGCCAUGGUGCUGUUCCCCGAGGUUCAGAAGAGAGCCCAAGCCGAGAUUGACCGCGUUGUCGGACCUGACCGUCUGCCGACCAUGGACGAUGAAAUGAACUUACAGUACAUCCGGGGUUGCAUGAAGGAAUCACUACGAUGGAUGCCUACUACUAUUCUCGGAGCUGUGCCGCACGCGGCAUCGGCUGAUGAUACAUACAUGGGCUAUCUGAUCCCUAAGGGAGCCGGUGUGUUGAACAACGUCUACACGAUCAACAUGGACCCUCAACGGUUCCCUAACCCACGAGAAUUCAACCCCGACCGAUACAAGGAUGACUUCCAGAGUCUGGGCGAGUCCGCUGCCAACCCGGACCCUGCGGCACGAGACCAGUUUACAUUCGGCGCUGGACGACGUAUCUGUCCUGGCAUCCACGUUGCGGAGCGCAGUCUGUUUUUAGGAAUCUCGAGAAUGCUGUGGGCGUUUGAUAUCAAGCCAGCUCUGGAUGCGCAAGGCAAGCCCAUCUACCCGGACCCUGAGAAGUUGACCCAAGGAUUCGUGUGCAUGCCGGAAGAAUUCCCAGCGAGGAUUAUCCCGCGAUCAAAGGAGAGAGCUGCCGUGGUGACCAAGGACUGGGAGGAUGCGAAGAAGCUGAUUGAUCCCGUGACCAAGCAAUGGAAGCAAAUACCAGAGGGCAUGGUGUUGCCGCCGCUCCCAGUUUAG
This is a messenger RNA of Amorphotheca resinae ATCC 22711, 1629 nucleotides long. RefSeq lists its product as hypothetical. The transcript is spliced from 4 exons. Bases 1 to 1629 code for a protein of 542 amino acids. The record is from RefSeq and is a predicted model, not a curated record. Lineage: Eukaryota; Fungi; Ascomycota; Leotiomycetes; Helotiales; Amorphothecaceae. Gene Ontology annotation, molecular function: oxidoreductase activity, acting on paired donors, with incorporation or reduction of molecular oxygen; monooxygenase activity; iron ion binding.